Delphinapterus leucas (beluga whale) is the source of this 1695-nucleotide messenger RNA. It is a transcript of the gene TMEM150A, whose product is annotated as transmembrane protein 150A. Gene Ontology annotation, biological process: protein localization to plasma membrane. The record is from RefSeq and is a predicted model, not a curated record. Gene Ontology annotation, cellular component: plasma membrane. Lineage: Eukaryota; Metazoa; Chordata; Mammalia; Artiodactyla; Monodontidae.
CCCCUCCCUCAUGACCGCCUGGAUCCUCCUUCCUGUCAGCCUGUCAGCAUUCUCCAUCACUGGCCUAUGGACUGUGUAUGCCAUGGCCGUGAUGAACCACCACGUGUGCCCCGUGGAGAACUGGUAUGGCGCACUCUGCAGACAGCCUCACUCUAAAGCUCCCUUCAUCUCUGUUCCCUCUGGGGCCGGGGCUGCCUCGAGCCAGAUGGAGACACUGGGCCUCACUGCUCUUCUCUGACAUUGGCAGCGCCUGCCCCUCCCCAGGCAUGGCUUCGUGCCCACCUACCUGCUUCCCACCGUCAUUCGCCCCUUUGGCUUCUGUCUCAGGGGGGCCCUGGGAAGUGGGCUCUUCUGCCCCUGCCAAGGGAGGUCUGGGAGGGUGGUCUCCGAGAGGCCUGAGCCUACAGGCCAAGGGCCUGGGGGAACCCCUUUCCCCCAGGCUACUCUCUGUCCUGCCUGCCAGGUCCUACAACGAAUCCUGCUCUCCUGACCCCACUGAGCAAGGGGGCCCCAAGACCUGCUGCACCCUGGACGAUGUCCCCCUCAUCAGCAAGUGCGGCACAUACCCCCCAGAGAGCUGCCUCUUCAGCCUCAUUGGCAACGUGGGUGCUUUCAUGGUGGCCCUGAUCUGCCUCCUGCGCUACGGGCAGCUCCUGGAGCAGAGCCGUCAUUCCUGGGUCAACACCACGACGCUCAUCACAGGCUGCACCAACGCUGCGGGCCUGGUGGUGGUGGGCAACUUCCAGGUGGAUCACGCUAAGUCUCUGCACUACGUCGGAACCGGCGUGGCCUUCACUGCCGGGCUGCUCUUUGUCUGCCUGCACUGUGCCCUCUCCUACCACGGGGCCACUGCCCCCCACGACCUGGCUGUGGCCUACCUGCGGAUUGUGCUGGCAGCCAUCGCCUUUGUCUCUCUGAUCCUCAGCGGGGUCUUCUUCAUCCACGAGAGCUCUCAGCUGCAGCACGGGGCAGCCCUGUGCGAGUGGCUGUUUGUCAUUGACAUCCUCAUCUUCUACGGCACCUUCAGCUAUGAGUUCGGGGCAGUCUCCUCGGAGACACUGGUGGCCACACUGCAGCCUGCCCCCGGCCGGGCCUGCAAGUCGGCCGGAAGCAGCAGCACCUCCACACACCUCAACUGUGCCCCUGAGAGCGUCGCCAUGAUCUGAGGUCUGGGGAGGGUGGCUGGCCCGGCCUCCGCAGCUCCCCACCCCGUUAUCUCCUUUGCAUUUAUUUUGUACCAAAAAACGAUUUUGAGAAAGUAUUCUGUUGGGACAGAGGCUUCCUCGCUCCUGGAGGAGUGGCCAUCCCACACCCACCUGUGCCAUACAGGAGCGGGCCCUGGCAGCUGCCCAAGCUGUGCACAGCCUGCUCCCCACACCGCAGUGUUAUUUUUAUGUUUUAAAGGUCACGUAUCCUCAUUCACCCAGCCAGCCCUUCAGGUGCCUUCUACUCCCCCAGUGCCACUGGGGUUUCCUGCUGCAGGAAUUGGGGGCUGGGAACAACAAGAGGGACAGCAGUCUGGGGGCGGGGGUGAGCACUCCUUAGUCUGUGGGAAGGCCCACUUCUGGGCCCACUGAGCUGCACUGGGACUCUUCACUCUGUCCCUUUCUUUAGGGCAAAUAACACAGCAGAACCACGUGGGUAUUUUAGUACUUUUUUAUAUAUAUAUAUCUAUUAAAAGAAUUCUAAUUUGCA